Microsporum canis CBS 113480 is the source of this 1092-nucleotide messenger RNA. RefSeq lists its product as uncharacterized. The coding region runs from base 1 to 1092 and encodes 363 amino acids. NCBI's taxonomy places the organism in Eukaryota, Fungi, Ascomycota, Eurotiomycetes, Onygenales, Arthrodermataceae. The record is from RefSeq and is a predicted model, not a curated record. The transcript is spliced from 2 exons.
AUGUCGUCUCAAGGCAGACAGACCAGCUCUUUGCAACAGCCCAAGGAACCUCAAAAGAAACCCAACAUCUCAUCGCCGGCCUCCCUCCUCUGGGCCCAUCAGCUCCAUCGCGAACAAAAUGCGCUCUCAGCCCAAAUGCUAGAGCUCGAGGCUUCACUGAAGGCCUCCAUCACAACAACCAAUGAGUCCAUAAUGUUAAAAUUAGACGCGUUCACAGGGCAGCUUAACCAUCUGAAGAGCGAGGUUGAGCAAUUAAGACGUGAUGGAGCAGCGGAGGCUGACAAGAGAGCAAAGUCUUUGGAGGAUAAGUUAAGCGAGAGGCUUGAUAGUGUGGAUGACAAGUUGCUGGCUGAAUUUGGGAGAAAUACUGAGAUGACUAGUGAGUUGGUUCGGGUGGAGCUUGGGAGAUACAGAGACGAGAUUAUUGAUGCUAUUAAGACAGUUGCGGCUGAAUCAAAACAGCAGGCUCCUGAUACCUCGAGGCCAAAGGAUAGUGUCCCACCACUCACCUCCCUGGAGGAUCCAAGCCUUCAGGCUGCUAACCCUGCUUUGGCCGCUUCAAACCCUUUCCCUCUUGGAACGCAACCCACGAUUGUUUGGCAGGAGAGUGUACGUUCGUUAUCAACGAAUUGUGAUGGUCCAGGACAGGCUUCAAUUCGCCCUACCGCCCACCCAACCGAUAUCGAAACAAGGGAACAUAUCAACCAUUCAGUACGAGCCAUAAUCAAAGACAAACAGCGGGCUUCUCUCGAACUUAUAAUGCAAGGAUCAAUUCCGUUGUCUAAGUUUUUGGAACUUGGAGCAACAUAUACUGCCCAAGGACACGCCGAGAGCCGGGUGGUGGAAGCGUUGUGGAAAGGGCUAAAUGAUCCCGACUUGCGAAGGCUUGUUGCGAAAGAGAUGCCGGAUAGCUUUGACCAGUGGACAUGUACCAAGUUCCAUGACGUGGCUAGAAUGCUAGAUGUACAGAAAGUGGGAGUGGAUAAAGAUGCAGAGAAAGCAACGGUAAAACCGGCCGAAGGCAGAAGGAAGAAGAGACGGCGAGUGAUUUCGUUAGUUUGGCCGACAGAGGAUAAUGAAGAUGAAGGCUAG